Pteropus alecto (black flying fox) is the source of this 1957-nucleotide messenger RNA. It is a transcript of the gene HSPBAP1, whose product is annotated as HSPB1 associated protein 1. The coding region runs from base 144 to 1613 and encodes 489 amino acids. The record is from RefSeq and is a predicted model, not a curated record. Gene Ontology annotation, molecular function: 2-oxoglutarate-dependent dioxygenase activity. The transcript is spliced from 8 exons. Lineage: Eukaryota; Metazoa; Chordata; Mammalia; Chiroptera; Pteropodidae.
UGGCGGAAGAGUCAGGUAGCAACCGCUGCGACUCCUUCCUGUGCCGUAGCGUCUGAGUCGGGCUCUUGACAGUCCUCAGAUCCCGCUCAUGCUCGGCUCCGCUUUAUUUUUGGGUUUCGGGCGGAGUUCGCGUCUUGCUAGCCAUGGCGGCAGGCCCAGGGGCGACCAGUGAUGCGUGCCACGCAGCUAGAGCUGGCGGGGAGGAAGUUGAACGUGUCAAACCUUUUACGCCAGAGAAAGCAAAAGAAAUUAUCAUGUCUUUACAACAACCUGCAAUCUUCUGUAACAUGGUUUUUGAUUGGCCAGCACAACACUGGACUGCUAAAUACCUUUCUGGGGUCCUUCAUGGCAAGCAGAUACAAUUCAGAAUGGGAAUGAAAAGCACAGAUACAGUUCCUCAGUUUGAAACUACAUGUAGUUACAUAGACGCUACAGUUGAAGAGUUUCUUACCUGGAACUGUGACCACUCUAGUAUUUCUGGACCAUUUAGAGAUUAUGAUCAUUCCAAAUUCUGGGCUUAUGCUGACUAUAAAUAUUUUGUCAGUCUAUUUGAAGAUAAGACAGAUAUUUUCCAGGAUGUGAUAUGGUCUGACUUCGGGUUUCCUGGAAGAAGUGGACAGGAAAGUACAUUGUGGAUUGGCUCCCUGGGGGCCCAUACACCCUGUCAUCUGGACUCCUAUGGUUGCAAUUUAGUAUUCCAGGUACAAGGAAGGAAAAGAUGGCAUCUCUUUCCUCCUGAAGAUACUCCCUUUCUUUAUCCAACUAGAAUCCCUUAUGAAGAAUCUAGUGUGUUCAGUAAAAUCAAUGUUGUCAAUCCUGAUUUAAAACGAUUUCCUGAGUUCCAGAAAGCUCGAAGACAUGUGGUUACGCUGAGCCCAGGACAGGUUCUCUUUGUUCCCAGACACUGGUGGCAUUAUGUAGAAUCCAUUGAUCCUGUCACUGUCAGUAUAAACUCAUGGAUUGAGCUGGAAGAGGACCACCAAGCCCGGGUAGAAGAGGCGAUCACCCGCAUGCUUGUGUGUGCCCUGAAAAAUGCAGAGGAUCCACACAAUACCAGAGCUUGGUUAAACCCAACUGAGGUUGAGGAAACAUCCCAUGAAGUCAAUUGUCGCUACUUAAAUGGAGCUGUUUCUGCCUUUUUUGAUCAUUACAGAACAUCUAAGGUAGUAGAAAACCAAGCUCUCAGAACAAAUGGAGAGUACAUGAAAAAAGAAGAAUUAAAUGUGUACAGCCUCAUGGAGGUGGAACAAACAGGUAGCCAGAACUUACCCUUGGGAACAGUAAAGCAGGAGGCAGCAAGUCCCUUUGGCCCCGAUCUGGUUCCUGUAGUACCAAGCUCCGAAGAACCACCCUCAGAAAGGGGAAGCAUAUUUGAAAAUGACGGUAAAGACUUUGUUGGCAAAGACAGAGAACACUUUGGAAAAUUGCAUUGUACCAAGAGGCAACGAAGGAUGAGUAAAAGUGAGAAUGCAGCUGUUGAACAAAUUGCUUCAAAUAGCAUUACGGCCCCUUCUCAAACAUUCGUUUCUACUGAUGACUUGCUGGACUGCUUGGUAAACCCACGAGUAACCAAGAUAGUGGCACAACUUUUGAUACAGGGAAGAAGUUUGUAAUUGUAAUAGAAAAUGGCUUUUUAAUAUUUUAAAAAUAUUUUUUAAAUAGUAUGAUUUUAAAAUAAAAGAUAAAACAGCAAAAAGUCAGUUUGCACAUGCUGUUAACCUAGUUAACUUUCAGUCUCUUGCCACCUUCUUGCAUUCAUGUCACUCUUUGGUCAUAUUGGCUCUUUGUUAUUUGUUAGGACUUCUUCCUGUGCCUUUUCCUUUCCUCUCCUAUCCUGUCCCUUCAGCCCGUCUCAAAUCUAAGCCCCAAGUGUUUUCAACAGGAGGUAACCUCUCCAUCAGCCUCAAGCAGGGGUUAGCCUGCUGCUUGUUUUCAUAAACUUUCAUUGGAACACAGC